This is a messenger RNA of Emys orbicularis (European pond turtle), 1770 nucleotides long. It is a transcript of the gene BMAL2, whose product is annotated as basic helix-loop-helix ARNT like 2. NCBI's taxonomy places the organism in Eukaryota, Metazoa, Chordata, Testudines, Emydidae. Gene Ontology annotation, molecular function: RNA polymerase II cis-regulatory region sequence-specific DNA binding; DNA-binding transcription factor activity, RNA polymerase II-specific; protein dimerization activity. Bases 1 to 1770 code for a protein of 589 amino acids. The transcript is spliced from 15 exons. Gene Ontology annotation, cellular component: cytoplasm; transcription regulator complex; nucleus. Gene Ontology annotation, biological process: regulation of transcription by RNA polymerase II. The record is from RefSeq and is a predicted model, not a curated record.
AUGGAAGGGAGGCAAUGUGUUGCCUCUGCAGUCUCCACCCUUAUGAAUCCAAUAACCAACCCUGCCACUGCCUGUUCGUUCAACACAUUUGCUGUUGAGUCUCCAAAAAAGCGCAAAGGAAGUGAUUUUGAUAACCAGAGUGAAGAUGGAGAACAUGUAAAAAUUAAAUAUUUCAGGGAAGCUCAUAGUCAAACAGAAAAACGAAGAAGAGAUAAAAUGAAUAACUUGAUAGAAGAAUUAUCUGCUAUGAUACCUCAGUGCAAUCCUAUGGCACGUAAACUAGACAAACUUACAGUAUUACGAAUGGCUGUGCAGCAUUUCAAGUCAUUAAAAGGUUCUACCAGUUCUUAUGCAGAAGUUCAAUAUAAGCCUUCAUUUUUACAGGAUGGUGAGCUGAGACAGUUAAUCCUUAGGGCUGCAGAUGGGUUCCUGUUUGUGGUUGGAUGUGAUAGAGGAAAAAUUCUUUUUGUCUCUGAAUCAGUCUGCAAGAUACUUAAUUAUGAUCAGGUCAGCUUGAUUGGACAAAGUUUAUUUGACUACUUGCAUCCAAAAGAUGUUGCCAAAGUGAAGGAGCAACUAUCCUCUUCAGACGCUUCACCAAGAGAAAAGCUUAUAGAUGCCAAAACUGGCUUGCAGGUACGUAUGGAUUUUCAAGCUGGAUCAGCUCGAUUGCAUUCUGGUGCUCGGCGUUCCUUCUUCUGUCGGAUAAAGUGUAGUAGGAUCACAGUCAAGGAAGAAAAGAAAUGCUUGCCCAACUCAAAGAAGAAAGAGCACAAAAAGUACCGUACAAUCCAUUGUACUGGCUAUCUGAAGAGCUGGCCUCCUACCGAGGUGGGAGUGGAAGAGGAGAAUAAUGCAGAAAAAGACAGCAGUAACUUUAACUGUCUUGUUGCAGUUGGGAGAUUGCAUCCUUAUAUUGUUCCACAAAAGAGUGGUGAGAUAAAGGUCAAACCAACAGAAUUUGUUACACGCUUUGCCAUGGAUGGAAAAUUUGUUUAUGUAGACCUACGUGCAACAGCAAUUUUAGGGUAUCUGCCGCAAGAGCUUCUAGGAACUUCUUGUUAUGAGUACUUCCAUCAAGAUGAUCACAAUCAUCUAGCUGAUAAACACAAAGCAGUGUUGCAGAGUAAAGAAAAAAUAUUUACAAAUUCCUACAAAUUCAGAGCAAAAGAUGGAACUUUCAUUACAUUGAAGAGUCAAUGGUUUAGUUUCAUCAAUCCAUGGACCAAAGAACUGGAGUACAUUGUAUCAACCAACACUGUAGUGUUGGGUCACAAUGAGUCAGGAGAAGAAGCAUUACUACCCUGUAGUUCCCAGUCCUCAGAAGAUACUUCAAAGCAGUCUUUUCCCAGUGUUCCUGGGAUGUCCACUGGAACAAUACUUGGUGCUGGAAGCAUAGGAACUGAGAUUGCAAAUGAAGUAUUAAACUUAGAAAGGUUACAUUGUUCUCCAUCUAUUGGUGAGUUAAGUCCAUCUGAUCUUAUGAGGAAAUCUUCUCCAACUUUAACUCCAAAAUGCAGCAAUGUGCCAAAUAAAGAGUUGAUUCAGUUACCUCCUUCAGAAAUGGAGGACUUGGAGACCUUGGGGCAAAAUCAGGGCACUGUUUCAUUCCCAAGCAAUGAACCUCUUCUCAGUGACAGUUGCCAGUUGGAUUUUGAUGCAAUGUGUGAAAAUGAUGAUACCGCCAUGGCGUCUCUCAUGAAUUACUUGGAAGCUGAAGGAGGCCUUGGGGAUCCAACAGAACUCCGUGAUAUACCAUGGACUCCCUAG